AUGUCAGAGGAGUGUGGUCUGCUGGUGGAGGAGCUGCUGACUCUGUGUAUCCAUAGAAUGAGUGUGGAACAGAACACCAUCAGCUCUGAACUGGAGUUCAUGGAGGUGGUGAAGAACUUCGAGGCGAUCCGGAAACGAUGUGUUCACGCUGAGCUGGAGCUGAAGAAAUACAAAGAGCUGCUGGUGAAGUCCGACGUGUCCAAAGCAGCUCUGGAGGUCAAACUGAAACACGCCAGGAACCAGCUGGAGGUGGAGAUGAAGAAACGCUACAAGAUCGAAGGAGACUACCAGUAUAUGCAGCGGCAGAUGCAGCUGAUAUGCGAUAUUCUCAUCCACGACACCAAGUCCAGCGCCUGCCUCAACGACGAACAGAAAUCACUGCUGGCGACGUUCGAGCGUAAAGGAGGAAACGCCACCAUGCAACGAAGCAGCAAACGGUUGUCGGUCAUUGAUGAGUCCUCCUUCCUGUCUCACUCCGACAUCAGCUACGACCGGACGGAUGACGACAUGGACCUCGACACGUCUGUGAUCAAACCUCUGAGAUCUCGGGCCAGAGAGAGGAGGAGGUCGUCGAUGGGCAUUUCCGUCAGCGCUCCGAUGGGAAAACGAAGCCGAGGUGGGAAUAUUUCUGCGGAACUGCUGGACAGGAAACCCCUGGAGGAGAAGGUGGAGACGAUCAUGAAGGCGUCGGUGGUGACCCCUGACCCCAGAGGUCAGAUCCACAUGGUGGUCGACAUCGCACAGGAAAGUCCUGAGAACCCGACCCUGAAACCCCAGACCGUCACCCAGGAAUGUGGACUGUCUGUAGGAGAAGCAGGUCAGGACCAGACAUCGGUGUGGUUUGGCUGCAACGAGACGACGAUGGAACCUGAACUGGAAUCAAAGAUGGAGGAGAACGUCAACAGAACCGAGAGAAUGACCAAACACAUUUUCCUCUCCAAAACGGUGAUCCGUCCUGAGACCUGCUCGUCCUGCAGGAAGAGGAUCCGCUUUGGGAAGAUGGUGGUGAAGUGCAGGAACUGUCGUCUGGUGGUCCAUCCAGAGUGUAAACAGAAGUGUGUGGACGGCUGUGCAGCUGGAAGGACCGCAGCUACGGGUCCUACGAGCUCAUUGGAUGGCUUUGCCCCCGUGGACCCGCCCAGAGUGCCCCUAUUGGUGGUGGAGUGUGUGGCUGAGAUAGAGAGGAGGGGCCUGAAGGAGAGGGGGCUGUACCGCGUCCCCGGCACCGAGCGUCUGGUGAAGGAGCUGCGGGAACGCUUUGUGCAGGGGAAGGCUCCGCUCAUGCUCAGUCGGGUGGAGGACGUCCACGUCAUCUGCGGCGUCCUCAAGGACUUCCUGCGGAAACUGAAGGAGCCACUGGUCACCUUCAGGCUCCACCCUGCCUUCAUGGAGGCUUCAGAGACGCCUGAUGAGGAGAACGCCGCCUCCAUGUUGUAUCAAACCAUAUCGGAGCUGCCCAAGGCCAACAGAGACACCAUGGCCUUCCUCAUGCUCCAUCUGUACAAGGUCAUGAGGAGUCCUCAGUGUCAGAUGGAUCAGAACAACUUGGCCCGAAUUUUCGGACCCACCAUUGUAGGACACGGACUGCCCGAACCGUCUCCGUCCACCAUCAUGAGAGACACCAACCUGCAGCCAAAGGUUGUGCGUCGGUUGUUGUCGUUGCCUGAGGAUUACUGGAGACGAGUUCUUUCCAUCCAAUCAGAUCGCAUCACACCUUCAUCCUCCACCAACAGGAUGUCCAGUCGGUUGUUUAAGCCGCUGACGUCACCGGAGCUCAGCAGUUAUUACAAAGAGACAAACAGAGGUUCUACGAGUGGACGAUUCAGACACCUGGGAAACACGUAUGUUACAAACAUGCAAAGCACACGUCGCAGUUAUUACAACUUCGAGCAGAUCCCAGUCGAAGGUUCUUCACGUCUCCCAGCUGAUCCGCUGCCGUCACAGUUCAUUAAACUGAAGAACCAAUCAGACCAUGCUAUUCUCAUGUUUGUGCUGCUGCAGCGCCCCCUGUCUGCUCCACCUCCAACUGAACUCAGCCUGAAGACAGGACUGGAAGUGUUUGUUUCUAUUUCACACUAA
Molecule: messenger RNA, 2079 nt
Organism: Sphaeramia orbicularis (orbiculate cardinalfish)
Lineage: Eukaryota; Metazoa; Chordata; Actinopteri; Kurtiformes; Apogonidae
Product: rac GTPase-activating protein 1
Exons: 16
Coding region: 1-2079 (692 amino acids)
Biological process (GO): mitotic spindle midzone assembly; mitotic cytokinesis; Rho protein signal transduction
Cellular component (GO): nucleus; cleavage furrow; spindle midzone
Molecular function (GO): GTPase activator activity
Source: RefSeq, a predicted model, not a curated record